Messenger RNA from Vanderwaltozyma polyspora DSM 70294, 7482 nucleotides. It is a transcript of the gene UTP20, whose product is annotated as Utp20p. The transcript has a single exon. Lineage: Eukaryota; Fungi; Ascomycota; Saccharomycetes; Saccharomycetales; Saccharomycetaceae. Gene Ontology annotation, cellular component: 90S preribosome; nucleolus; small-subunit processome. Bases 1 to 7482 code for a protein of 2493 amino acids. The record is from RefSeq and is a predicted model, not a curated record.
AUGGCAAAACAAAAGACUACUACUAAGACCACGAAGAGGUACAGAUACUCUUCUUUCAAAUCUAAAAUCGAUGAUUUGAGAAUUGAACCUGCCAGAGUUUUAACUAAAAGAGCCCAUGAUUACGUGGAAACUUCUCACUUAUUAGCAUCUUUUGAUCAUUGGAAAGAAAUUAACUUGAGUGCUGGUUUUACUAAUUUUUCAGAAGAAAUUGAAAGAUAUAUUCAAACUUUGCCCCAAAUUUUAUAUCAUCAGGAUAAGAUCUCUGAAACUUUAAUAAAGUAUAUCGAUUUACAUGAUGAUAAAUCUUUACAACCUCUACUUGAAGUACUAGCUCAAUUUUGUCAUGAUCUGGGUCCAGACUUUUUAAAGUUUUAUGAACCAACAGUGCUGUCAUUAAUCAGACUAUUAGAAGAAGCUGUGAAAUUUGAAUCUACUGAAGUAUUCGAAUGGGGGUUUAAUUGUUUAGCAUACAUUUUCAAAUAUUUGUCCAAGUUUUUAAGUGAUGAUCUGGUUACAACUUUUAAUUUAUUAUUUCCUUUAUUAUCUCACUCGAAGGAAUAUUUAUCUAGAUUCUCUGCUGAAGCAAUGUCAUUUUUAAUAAGAAAGGCAAGCUCAAAGAAUUUAGAAAAAUUCAUUGUAUUUUCAUUCAAUAAAGUUGAUAACAUUGAACAAUCGAACUUAUAUGAAGGGAUUUUAACAUUGUGUACUGAAUCUUUAACUUCUACUCAAGGUGCUCUUCACUCCAAAUCCAAGACAAUAUUAUCAAUAAUCAUUUUAAGUAGUUUGAAAUCUGACAAUCAAGAAGUCACUACCUCAUUGGUUUGUGAUAUCUGGAUGAAUAUAUCAAAACAUGCAACCUUGGAAAAUUUAGAGCCUCUAUAUUCUGUCGUAUUGGAAAUUUUAGGAGGACAGAUUGAUGAAUCUAAUUUAGACAUGAUCACAAGGAUUUUAGGAACUUUAGUCUUUUCUGAAAGUGGUAAAAAAAUUUCCAAUUGGAAUCAAGUUACUUCUGUUAUAGAUAAGUUAAUCACCAAAGAAGAUACAACUACUUUGAAUCCAAAAUCGCUAGCCUUCCUUUUUGGGACAUUGUUCCGUAAUUUGGAUAUCAAAAACUUGACAAUAUAUCAUAAGAAGUUCUUUGAAUUUUAUCAAAACAAGUUUCCAAGUUUCUUUAUAGAAUUUUUUAGGCUUUCUUUGGACAUGAGCGCUUCUAAUGUUUUAUCCUUCAAUGGAACAAAAUACUUUCAAAAAUUUAUUGGAAACCAUGGGGAAGAAUAUGGAAAGCAGCUAUCACUAUUUUUAUUAGAACUUGAGGAAGAUGAACAGUUGAAGCGAAAAUUACCUGUAAGCAUUUCCAGUGACUUUUCAAACACAUUGGUAAAAUCAUUGGAUGGUUUAUCCACUUGUGCCAAUUUACUAGAUAUUUACUGGAGAGUAAUAUUACUGGAACAUUCAAAGAGCAAGUGUGACACAAGUGUAGUAACUAUCAUCAUCAAUUUAAUUUCAUCAGAUAAUAAAUUUGCAGAUUUUGAGAAGGACAUUAUUGGCCAUUUAUUAAAACUACUUGUACAAUUGGAUGUGAAGGAUAAAAUAGGUUUACUGGAGAUGUUGUUUGGUCAACUUGAGAAGCUAAAGGACAGUGUAUAUUUUAUAACCGGAUUUAAUACCUUUUUGGCUUCAUUUAACGGUGACAAUCAAUUAACUGAGAUAUUGAAUGGCUACCAGUUGAACUUUGAGACCUUAUCGACAAAUUUGUAUCUCCCAGACCAGCAGAUUCGUUAUGAAACCUUGAAGUUGUAUUCGACUCUGUACUCCAUUAAGGGCCAAGAAUUUCCAGUCCUGCUGAAUGAGUGUAAAAUAUUAGAAGAAAUUCCCUUAACAUUGAACAAUGCUCGUGAUAUUACUGUCAGAAUAAGAAAAAUGGGAGAAUACUUUAAAAACAAUGAACUGGACCCUUUUGUGAGGACCGCUUUCUUUAGAUUCUUGUUUGGUUUGUUAACCAUCAGAUUUUCACCUGUUUGGGAUGGUGUUUAUGAAAUACUUCCUGAUAUUUAUUCCAGUGACCAACAGCUAAUAUGGGAUCUACUUUUGAAGAUUCUUGUUGCUCCAGAUCACAUUCACGUUGUGACAUACCCUGAAGAUAUAAUGCAAGAUGAUCUAGAUUCUGAAGUUUGGCAAGUGUAUGUUAGUAGAUUAAAUGAUUCUCUAAAGCGUGUCUCUAAUCUUUGGUCUAAAUACACCUACAGUGAAAAUUCUUUACUGGAGAUAACAAAAUCUAGAAGGGGUAAUUUGAAAUUCCCUCCCCAAAUUAGAAGCCAGUCUUUAAAAUUGAUGAAUCUAAUUCCAACACUUGCAGAACGUCACUCAAAAGAUAUUGUCCUUUUCCUAUUUAACGAAAAUGAACUAAAAGAUAUUCUGAAAAGUGACAAUAGUACUACAAUUACGAAUAUCACAAGUGCAUCAAAUUGGUUUGAUCAAGACAGAAAUUCAUUACUGAAAGUUGUGGCUAAGUUCAAAAAUAUCAAGUCAAUUUAUAAAGAAGACAAAGUUUAUACAAGACUGAUGUCUCUAUUGAGUAGUGGUAAUAAUGAUGUCCAAAAACUAGCAUUGAGUGCUUUAUUUGCAUACAAAGAACCUUCUGUGGUUAAGUACAGAGAUAAUUUGAAAAGCUUACUAGACGACACUUUAUUUAGAGAUGAAAUAACCAAAUUUUUGGCAAAGGGUGAAGCUAGAAUCAUAGAAGAUAAUGACGAACUAAGUUUAAUGCCAUAUAUAUUGCGGAUUCUUUUUGGUCGUGCUCAAACUGCAAAUUCUAGUGGUGUCAAAAAAAGUCGUAAGAACGCUGUUUUAUCAGUAUUACCAAUGUUAAAAGAACAGUAUAUUGUCGAUUUUUUCAGAUUGGGUGGUAGUAGAUUUAAGCAUGAAAUUUUCUUUGAAUCCAGCCACACCAUUCCAGAAGAGGAUAUGACACCAAAUGGGAUGAAGCGUAUGACUGGUUUUGUAAAUAUUGUCAGUCAAGCUCUUUCGGUUCUUGGUGCACGCUUUCCUAAGGUUAUUGCUAGUGUAAUCAGACCGAUUUUAUACAUUUUAACGGUUUCUAAUCAAGCCCUGGCUGAUACCGACGCCAGUGAUAUUGAUAUUGGAGUUCAAAAGGUUUCUUCAUACUUAAGGCAAAUUACUAUGAGAUGUCUGUAUAAUAUUUUUGAAACAAUUGGAAAUGAAUUAUCCUGGGAUGAAUUUAUUGUUGAUAUGUUCCAACUGGUUAUUGAACCUCGUUUGGCCAAAUUUGAAGGUGAAAAUUUACAACAACCAUCUUCUAUCUUGAAGUUGAUUUCCUAUUGGUCCACCUCUGAACAAUUAUAUCCAUUCCUAUACUAUAACGACUACUCUGCUCCUGCAGCGUUGAUGAGGACAAUGUCAAACCCAAAUGUAAAGGAAUCCGUCCUAGUAGUGAUUCUGGAAGCUGCCAACAAUAUCAUCAAAACUCCAUCAUCGUCUGACCAAUAUGUAGAGCUUGUCACAUUGAUUUCCUCAACUUCACUAAAAAUACUUCCAGAGCUAUAUCCCAAACUUACGAGUACCGAAUCGGUAUCAGUUGCAGUCGAUUUACUUCUUAACAUGACAGAGGCAGGAUAUGUCAGUGAUAAUGAUACAAGAAAAUACCUUGUAGAGUCUUUAACCCAAAUUAUUGAUGGAGGUUUGAGAGUCAUUGACAAUAACGGAAGGUUGAAGGUGUUGAAAGUAUUGAGUGUUCUAAUAGCAGAGUAUGACUGUUCGUGGUCAGAAAUUGAGAAACUAUAUGAAGUAUGUUCCAAUUUAUAUAAAGUAUACUCGGAGAGAAACUUGAGAGACGCAGUCACUGAUGUUUUUACUAGUUUAGGUGAAAGAUUCUCAAAUAUCGAGAGAGUAGCAAAACUAUUAAGAGAUCUAAACUCGUAUUCAACCACACGUAUCCAUGAAUAUGAUUUCCCAACCAGAUUGUCUGCUUUCAAGAAAUUCACAGAGGAAGAUUUCAAGACUUAUACAGAAAUUGAAUGGCUUCCAGUCAUCAACACUUGUUUAUAUACAUUGAAUGAGAAGGAUGAAUUGGCAUUGAGAAAUAAUGCUAGACAUACCAUCAAUACAUUCGUAGAUUUUAUGAAUGCUAAAGCUUCAGCAGAAGAUGCGAAAAAGGCGGUAACAUUAUUGAAGGCUGUAAUCUUGCCUUACAUUCGUGCUGGUUUAAGAAGAUACGAUGAAGAAAUACAAGGUGAAUAUGUUGGUAUUUUGGCUUACAUUGUGGCACAUUCAUCGUAUUAUAAUGAAUUGAAUGAUAUGCGUGUAUUGCUAUAUAAUGAUGAUGAUGAAGCUAACUUUUUCACUAACAUCAACAAUAUUCAGUUACAUCGUCGUCAAAGAGCAGUAAAAAGACUAAGAGAACAUGGCAAAGAGCUGUCAGAUGGUAGUAUAUCUCACUAUUUGAUUCCAAUUAUUGAACAUUAUGUAUUUUCCACCGAAGAAAAAUACAGGAAUAUUGGUAAUGAAGCUCUAUUGACAAUAGGUGAACUAUCUAACUCUAUGUCUUGGAAUCAAUACCAAGCAUUAUUUAGGAGAUAUAUUUCAAUUUUGAAAAAUAAGCCGGAUCAUUUGAAAGAGGUCGUGACAUUACUUACUCAGGUCUCCAUUUCAAUCAAAAACACCCUACAAAAUGAAAGAGGUAGGUGCAAAACAGAUCUAGUUCUAAAAAAACUUCCAAACAAGAUUGCUGGUAUCGAUUCCUUUGUCAUCAAUGAGGUAUACCCACUUUUAUCCAAGAUUUUGGCUACAAGAAACGAAGAAACCAUAGUUGCAAGAAUGCCAUUAGCCGAAGUUUUGGUAAAUAUUGUAUUGGGUUUGGAAUCCGAAACUAUGGUUAGCUUAUUACCUGGUAUUUUAACCAGUACAUGCCAAGUCCUGAGAAGUAAAUCAGAUGAUUUGCGUGAAGCUGUGAGAAGAACAUUAUCCAAAAUCAGUGUUAUUUUGGGACCUGAAUAUCUGGUAUUCAUUAUUAAGGAAUUGACAUCUGCAUUGAGGAGAGGCUCUCAGGUACACGUUUUAAGUUACACAAUACACCAUAUUUUGAAGGCUUUGGAAGAAUACUUGAAUCAUGGCGAUUUAGAUGUUUCUGCCAAGAUGAUUGUUAAUGUCAUUAUGGAGGAUAUCUUCGGAACCGCUGGUCAGGAAAAGGACUCUGAUAAUUAUAAUACGAAGAUUAAAGAAGUUAAGGUAAACCGAAGUUACGACACUGGUGAAAUUUUGUCAUCGAAUAUUUCUCUACCUAUAUUCAAUACCGUUUUGUCACCUGUGAAGGCAUUAUUGAUGGAAAAGAUGAACCUAAAAAGUCAGCAUAAAUUAGAUGAACUUUUGAGAAGAUACGCGUUAGGUCUAAACCACAAUAGCGAUACAGGUAAAACAGAUGUUCUGAAAUUAUGCUAUGAAAUCUUUGAACAGUCCCAGCAACCAGCUAUUAACCGUAAAAGUCAAAAGAAGACUGAAAUAGAUGAAAAAGAAGAAUUUUUCUUGGUUAAUUUGAAUAGCAAAGGUGUGAAAGUCCAAGUCGAAAGUUCACUAUAUAUUGAUACUUUGCAGCGUUUUUCUCUUGAUUUACUAAAAACCAUACUUUCAAAACAUUCAAAUCUGCUUGAUGUUGCUUACCUAGAUGGGUUCAUUCCUCUAUUAAAAACGUCGCUGCAGUCUGAAAAUGAAGGUGUGUUGGUAAGUACGUUACGUGUACUGAUUCUAUUGAUUAAAUUGGACUUCAGCGAUGAAUCAGAACCGGUUUUCAAGAAUUGUGCAAGAAAAGUAUUGAACAUAAUUAAAGAUUCCCCUUCAACAUCUACUGAAUUAUGCCAGAUGGGCUUAAAGUUUUUGUCAUCCUUCAUGCGUCAUAAAGAUAUAAAAUUAAAAGACACUGCUUUGAGCUAUGUCUUGGGUAGAAUUUUACCUGACUUAAAUGAACCUAGUAAACAAGGUCUAGCAUUCAACUUUUUGAAGGCGUUGAUAUCCAAGCAUGUCAUGCUGCCAGAGCUGUACGAGGUGAUUGAUUCAGUUAGAGAAAUAGUUGUUACUAAUCACUCUAAAGAAAUCAGAGAUGUUUCAAGAAGUGUAUACUAUCAAUUCUUGAUGGAGUACGAUCAAAGUAAGGGCCGUUUAGAAAAGCAAUUCAAGUUCAUGGUGGAUAAUUUACAAUAUCCUUCGCAGGAUGGUCGUCAAUCUAUAAUGGAACUAAUAAAUUUGAUUGUGAUGAAAGCUAAUGAAGUCUUGUUAACCAAGCUUUCAUCGUCAUUUUUUGUAGCUUUAGCAAAUGUCUCGUUUAAUGAUGACAGUCCUAAAUGUAGAGAGAUGGCUUCUGUGUUAUUGGCUAACUUGUUGCAAAAAGUCAACGCUUCAAGUUUGGAUACAAUUGAAAAGUACAUAAUCUCAUGGUUUAAGCAGUCUGACAACCCUUCUUUCCUAAAUCUAAGUUUGCGUAUCUAUAAGAUCUAUGCAAGUAGUGUUGGUCUAGGAAGCAAUCUAGUGUUGGAUGAAUUGGCAGUUACUAGAGUCAAAACCAUAAUAUCUCAAACUGGUGUUGGCUCUUCCAUUGAAUGGGAUACUGUAUAUUCUGCAUUAUCUGUAUUUACAAUCAUUUCUGAAAAGUCAGAGAGUGUAUACGGCUCCGACUUUAAAGGAACUUGGGAUAAUAUCAUUGGAUGUUUAUUAUAUCCGCAUACCUGGGUUCGUUUGUCUGCCAGUCGUUUGGUGAAUCAAGUUGUUAACAAUUUAGAAAAGUUUGAAGUUAAGUUUACUGAUUUUGAAAUUCAAACAAUUGUAUCAAGAAUCAUGCACCAACUAUCAGCUCCAUCAAUAUCUGAAAAUUUAUCUACAGUUGCUAUCAAGACGCUAGUUAAAAUUGUAAUUAGAUGGAAAGACCAUAACACUAAAUUCAUUUCAAAAGAUGGUGAUACUGAAGAGAAGACACCUUCUUAUUCCAGUGCAUUAGAUUACAUGGUAUCUAGAGCAUCAGCAAUUAUUAGAAGUGAAGAGAAUCCAAAUGAUUCAUUUAUGUCCAAGAAGUCUUCUAUACAAUUGUUGGCAAUGAUGGUGCAGCUAAUGAAUGAAACUCAACUAUUAGAUGAAUCGGAAAAAAUCAUGUUGCCACUAUUCAUUUAUACAGAAAUUGAUCAAAAUAAUAGGUUAAAGGAUCAGGAUAAGGAACUAGUAGACCUUGCUCAAGAAUGUUUAAAAAUGUUAGAGGUCAAAAUGACUGUGUCUGACUUCACCAAAUCGUAUACCUCUGUCAAACAAACUGUAAUGAAGAGAAGAAGAGAGAGAAGAACAAAAAGAUCGAUUUUAGCUGUGACUGCUCCAGAUAUUGCCGCACAGAGAAAGUUAAAGAAGCAUGCUAGAUCUAGGGAAAAGAGAAAGCAUGAGAAGGAUGACAGUGGAUUUUAUCAAAGAAAAAAUAAGACAAGGAGAGUAUAG